UUCGUGUUUUCGUCAAUGAAAGUUGAAUAGCGAUUCAUUUCAAUCCAAUAUGAAAAAAACCGUUCGCUUUGAGAAGUCGUUGAAAAACUACCUAAAAAGUUUGAAAACUGAUGGAAUUACUCCGGGCUUGUUAUUAGGACAGAGUUCCAGUGAUCAUGAUUUCGUUGUCCAUCUUGCUCGAACUCCAAUACCUAAAGAGAAUUCAUGUACUGAGAUCUGUCAUUUGAAGCAGAUUCAAAAUUUAAAGGAAGAAUGGAUCAUAGAUCACAUGAGAAAUGUGAUACAAAUGUUACCGGGUGGUAUGACUAUAUUGGGGUUAUUUUUUGUUGGAGACGUGAAUCUGUUUUCUAAUUCCACUGCUGUUGCAUGUUUGAAAAAAAUUCUUGGAGCUGUUGAUAAAUUCGUUCAAGAAAAUGAAUAUUAUUUCAUAGAACUGAAAUUAACUCCUAAACUAGUGUUGAAUUGCAUCGAAGAUACUAAUUUCAUAUGCAAACAAUUCAGUACAUCACAAAGUGGUCAAUUGGAUUCUGUGGAUUGUGUUUGGAAUUGCAACGAUUGGCAUCGUAUAAGCUGUUAUUAUGAUUUUCAACAUUUAUUGCCUCUCUAUGUGAAAUCCAUUUCGAAUGUUAUUCUGCAUGAAAAAAUCAUGGAUAUUUUGAAGUACGUCAGCAAAUCAGUGAAAGAAUCCAUACUAUUAUUAAACGGCGAACUCAAAAAUCAAAUGGAUUUGAUCAAAAACAUCAAAGAGAAAGUUAACGAAAGAAUAGUACAAAAUGCAACUGAAUCUGAAGCACCAAGUCAAAUCGUGGCUGAUUUAUAUGCUCCCUGCGGAAAACAAUUUUCUCAUGAAGUAUUUGAAGUAUGCGAUUAUAAUGCUGAACUGAAGUGUUUUGGAACUUUGUGUAGUGACGUAUAUUUACACAACGAAGCCACUGUGCAUGAAGCCAUUAGAGCCAUCAAAGAAGAUAUUAUUCGAUCGCUUUAUUCCCGUUUAAUGAUGCAUUGCAAUUCUUUAAUGGAAGAUCUGAGCACAACUUCGGCCGAAGAAUCUAAGAUAAUUCACGAACCACCACGUCGCGUAUCUGUGUAUUUGCCUCAUUCAAAAGUCCGUUUUACUGAUUACCUGUUCCCCGGAGAAGACACUUUGGGUACGUUACCAGCAAAAGAACAACUAGAUAUCCCCGCUAGCAACGACCAGCAAAUUUUAUAUGAAUCAUUGGAAGUUGAAACAGAUGCGGCUGAAUUUUACAACGGUGAUAGUGUAAUAAAUGCAAUAAGUCAGACCACAGAAGUAAAAAAAAAUCACCUUCAAUAUAUUUUGUCUUUUGGAAUCAUUUUCUCGAUAAUAAUCGUCGUGAUAGCCAUACUCUACCAAAGAUUGCGUUUGUAACUUUUUUCAUAUAUAUACACCUAUCCUGGAAGCGAAGUCGACUUUUUAGAAGCGUCUUCAUUUAUGUAUUACAAACUAAUAACAGUUCGAGGCUAAAAUUACGCAUGCUUUUAUUUCUGUUCUGAUUUUAACAUUCCUACUCUUCUUGCUGAAAAAUAUGUCUGUGAUCAUUUAUCAUCUGUAAUGAUGUUUUACGUCGUGAAAUUAUACAUUGUUGACGUAUACUUAUACUGAGUUCUUUCUUCAAACGUAGGUACUAGGUUCAAUUUCAUAGAAUAUCAACAGAAUUUCAUAAGUGCCUAAGCGAUUCGAGUUGAACCACUUUUUGGCCUAAAUGUUCACAUGAAGUUGAGCUGUGUAUUUUUUAGUCUAUAUUAAAAAUACUGUUGGUUGUUUUUUAAUUUAUAUUCUAUUUUGUACCACGAAUUACAUUGCCUAUGUUUAUGA
Molecule: messenger RNA, 1837 nt
Organism: Planococcus citri (citrus mealybug)
Lineage: Eukaryota; Metazoa; Arthropoda; Insecta; Hemiptera; Pseudococcidae
Product: protein odr-4 homolog
Exons: 9
Coding region: 50-1390 (446 amino acids)
Biological process (GO): intracellular protein localization
Cellular component (GO): endomembrane system
Source: RefSeq, a predicted model, not a curated record